UGCUUUCGGUGAAUUAUUAUAAAACCUGACUGAAACAUCCACUUACACGAAAAACACACGAAUACAUAUGGUUAUGAAAUACGAGCGUGGAAAGGACGGGAAUCUCGCGAUAUUUCCUAUGGAACGAAUGGCACACGAGUUAUUUAACAUGUUUGGUAACGAGCAUGUUGUGAAAGGCUCUUAGUCAGUAUCAUUCCUGUACAUCGUCCAGCCUUGCAGAGGAGCCUGCAGUUUGUUUAAGUGAUAAGUUUAUCCACGGCGUGGUCUACUUCCUGGUUUGGGUUGUAGGGUGUGGAUCUUUUUCUGUGUCCAAGAGGCCUAGGGUUUUUGACCGAGGUCUCUAUUCAACCCACAACAAGGGUUCGGUGAGAUUGCUUUGGAAUGUAGUGGUGAUUUAUUUCGAAGUGAAACAAUUGCAGCCUCAUUCUGAAACACUGGAUGCAGCCACAGCUUUGUUUGUUCCAACAAAAUGCCAGAGGGACCAGAGCUCCACCUGGCCAGCCUUUACGUGAACAAAAUGUGUGCGGGAGUGGUGUUCACUGGACCUGUCAGAAAGUCCGAUGUCAGCAAGAGUCCCGACGUGUCCUUCACCUGCGAGGCCUAUCGCAUCGCUGCCACUUCCAGAGGGAAGGAAGUGAAGCUCACACUGACACCCAUGAAAAGUGAUGAUGCAAAAGCAGGUCAAGCUGACCAGCCCAUGGAUGUUGUCUUUCGCUUUGGGAUGUCAGGUUAUUUCCGCUUCACCACAGAGGAUGACCUCCCCAAACAUGCCCAUCUGCGUUUUUACUCCAAAGAGACGCCCUGCAGAGUGCUGAGCUUUGUGGAUGCACGCAGGUUCGGCAGCUGGCAGCCCAAGGGGAAGUGGCAGCCUGACAGAGGGCCCUGCAUCAUGUUUGAGUAUGAAAGCUUCAGGGAGAAGGUUGUGUCUCACCUGUCUGACCGAGCCUUUGACAAGCCAAUCUGUGAAGUUCUGCUCAAUCAGAAGUAUUUCAACGGUAUCGGAAACUACCUGAGGGCUGAAAUCCUUUUCAGGUUGAACAUCCCACCCUUUGUGCCUGCCCGGACCGUACUGGAAGGCCUUGAGUCAGACGAUUUAUUUGGAAAUGAGAAGGCUGUGAAAAAUGAGACCAAGGACACAAAGACCUCAGGCAGAGCUAAACAGAUGCGGCUGAAAGCAGAGACGGGUGACCUGCUCAGACUGUGUCAUACAGUACCUCUAGAAGUGGUGAACCUAGGUGGAAAGGGCUACGAUCCCCAGAAGCAGGACUACUCUGACUUUGAGGCAUGGCUGCAGUGUUACUACGUGAAAGGAAUGAAAUCUAUCCGGGACCACAAUGGCAGAACCAUGUGGUUCAAAGGAGAUCCAGGCCCCAUGGCACCUAAAGAGUCACCCAAGGCGAAAAAGAGAGCAAAGAAAGAAGAUGACCAUGAAGACGAUCAUGAUUACACAGACAAGAAAAAGGUGUCGAGAGGUCGCUCCGACAGCACAUCAAAGAAGAAGAAUGUGGUCAAACGGGAAACUAUGACUAAAACACCAAAGAAAGAAAACGCACGUCCAAAGGAAGUUGGAACCAAGAUGAAAAAGACCCGAGAAGUUAACACACCUCAACAUGGAAAGAGAUCAACUGCACGUAAGAGGAAGAACAGCAGUGUGGAGUCAGCUGAAGGUCCACAGAGGCGGAGUGGCAGAGUGACCAGACAGAACAGCAAAUAAAAAGAAACGAGAGGCAUCACUCCCCUGGACUGUUCUUACAAUGUUUUUAUAUUUUUUUAAUACUUUUUUUAAUAAAACAUGUUUCUACAAAGGUU
Messenger RNA from Centropristis striata (black sea bass), 1809 nucleotides. It is a transcript of the gene neil1, whose product is annotated as nei-like DNA glycosylase 1. Gene Ontology annotation, biological process: base-excision repair. Gene Ontology annotation, molecular function: DNA N-glycosylase activity; damaged DNA binding; zinc ion binding. The record is from RefSeq and is a predicted model, not a curated record. Lineage: Eukaryota; Metazoa; Chordata; Actinopteri; Perciformes; Serranidae. Gene Ontology annotation, cellular component: nucleus. Bases 470 to 1714 code for a protein of 414 amino acids. The transcript has 11 exons.